This is a messenger RNA of Galeopterus variegatus (Sunda flying lemur), 2151 nucleotides long. RefSeq names its product V-type proton ATPase 116 kDa subunit a isoform 4. Gene Ontology annotation, biological process: vacuolar acidification; proton transmembrane transport. Gene Ontology annotation, cellular component: vacuolar proton-transporting V-type ATPase complex; plasma membrane; vacuolar proton-transporting V-type ATPase, V0 domain. Gene Ontology annotation, molecular function: ATPase binding; proton-transporting ATPase activity, rotational mechanism. NCBI's taxonomy places the organism in Eukaryota, Metazoa, Chordata, Mammalia, Dermoptera, Cynocephalidae. The record is from RefSeq and is a predicted model, not a curated record. The transcript is spliced from 17 exons. The annotation marks the transcript as partial.
UUUCUGCUGCAGACCAAGACUAGGCCACGAUGGCGUCCGUGUUUCGAAGUGAGGAGAUGUGUUUGUCACAGCUGUUUCUGCAGGUGGAGGCUGCGUAUUGCUGUGUAGCUGAGCUCGGAGAGCUCGGAUUGGUUCAGUUCAAAGAUUUAAAUGCAAACGUGAAUAGCUUCCAAAGGAAAUUUGUGAAUGAAGUCAGAAGGUGUGAGUCACUGGAGAGAAUCCUCCGUUUUCUGGAAGAUGAGAUUAAAAAUGAGAUUGCAGUUCAAUUACCUGAGAAGUACCCACCGACGCCUCUCCCACGGGAAAUGAUCACCCUGGAGACUAUUCUAGAAAAACUGGAAGGAGAGUUACAGGAAGCCAACCAGAACCAACAAGCUUUGAAGAAAAGCUUCCUAGAGCUGACAGAACUCAAAUACCUCCUGAAGAAAACCCAGGACUUCUUCGAGACGGAAACGAAUUUAGCUGACGAUUUCUUUACCGAAGACACUUCUGGUCUUCUGGAGUUGAAAGCUGUGCCUGCGUACAUGUCUGGAAAGUUGGGGUUCACAGCCGGUGUGAUAAACAGGGAGAGGAUGGCUUCCUUUGAGCGGCUGAUGUGGCGAGUUUGCCGAGGAAACAUCUACUUGAAGUUCAGUGAGAUGGACACAGCUCUGGAGGAUCCCGUCACGAAAGAAGAAAUUAAAAAGAAUAUAUUCAUCAUAUUUUAUCAAGGAGAGCAGCUCAGGCAGAAAAUAAAGAAGAUCUGUGAUGGGUUUCGAGCCACCGUAUACCCCUGCCCAGAGGCUGCGCCGGAACGCAGAGAGAUGUUGGCUGGUGUCAACAUGCGGCUAGAAGAUCUAAUCACUGUCAUAACACAAACAGAGUCGCAUCGCCAGCGCCUGCUGCAGGAAGCAGCUGCCCACUGGCACACCUGGGCCAUCAAAGUGCAGAAGAUGAAGGCCAUCUACCACAUCCUGAACAUGUGCAACAUUGAUGUUACCCAGCAGUGUGUCAUCGCCGAGAUCUGGUUCCCGCUGGCAGACACUGGACGCAUCCAGAGGGCACUAGAGCAAGGCGUGGAACUUAGUGGCUCCUCCAUGGUCCCCAUCAUGACCACAGUGCAAUCUAAGACACCCCCUCCCACGUUUAACAGGACCAAUAAAUUCACAGCUGGCUUCCAGAAUAUUGUUGACGCGUAUGGCGUAGGCAGUUACCGGGAGAUAAACCCAGGCCAGAUCUGGAACACCUUCUUCCACGGGCGCUACCUGAUCCUGCUCAUGGGCAUCUUCUCCAUCUACACGGGCCUGAUCUACAACGACUGCUUCUCCAAGUCUUUCAACAUCUUUGGCUCUUCCUGGAGUGUCCAACCCAUGUUCAGAAAUGGCACAUGGAAUACUCAGGUAAUGGAGACAAGUCCAUAUUUACAGCUGGACCCAGCCAUGCCAGGAGUGUAUUCUGGAAAUCCAUACCCAUUUGGGAUUGAUCCGAUCUGGAACUUGGCUUCGAACAAACUCACAUUUUUGAACUCCUAUAAAAUGAAGAUGUCGGUUAUCCUGGGAAUUGUCCAGAUGGUUUUCGGUGUUAUUCUCAGCCUUUUCAAUCACAUAUACUUCAGAAAAACUGUCAACAUCGUUCUGCAAUUUAUCCCUGAGAUGAUUUUUAUCCUGUGUCUGUUUGGAUACCUGGUGUUCAUGAUCAUUUUUAAAUGGUGCCACUAUGACGCCCACGUGUCCCAGCGUGCUCCGAGCAUCCUGAUCCACUUCAUCAACAUGUUUCUGUUUAACUACGAGGACGCUUCGAAUGCAGCGCUCUACAAACACCAGCAAGAAGUCCAAAGUUUCUUUGUCAUUAUGGCUUUGAUUUCUGUGCCAUGGAUGCUUCUGAUUAAGCCGUUUGUUCUUAGAGCCAAUCAUCGGAAAUCCCAGCUGCAGUUAUCCAUGAGCCAAGCAGAUGCUGCGGAGGACAUUGAAGGUCACAGCUCUGGCCCUUCCAGCACUUCUGGUCAAAGUACUUCAGCAGGUGCCCACGGGGCCCAGGACGACCACGAGGAAGAGUUCAACUUCGGAGACGUCUUUGUCCAUCAGGCCAUCCACACCAUCGAGUACUGCCUGGGUUGCAUUUCCAACACAGCCUCCUACCUCCGGCUCUGGGCCCUCAGCCUGGCACACGCAC